Molecule: messenger RNA, 1032 nt
Organism: Lactuca saligna
Lineage: Eukaryota; Viridiplantae; Streptophyta; Magnoliopsida; Asterales; Asteraceae
Source: the annotation of a GenBank genome assembly
AUGCCCCCAAGACAUUCCCGUUCACGCAAGCAGGUUGACACCUCAGACCCGUCAUACACUGUACAGUUAUAUGCUAUCUUCCAUACCCCUAUCACUAGUUUAUCCCAGCCCACACCCGCCUUUAACGUACGCGAGUUUAGGUACUCCAGUACCGGUCUGGAGUCAUAUGAUUCAGCCUCAUCCGUACAGACUAGCAUCGUGCACCCUGUUCUCAAAAUUGCAUUGAAAAUUAUAUGCAAUAUCAUUUAUGCACAGAUUGAGACUACGAAAGCUGGCAAAGCCGAGCUUUUUCUUUUGUGGUGCAUGAUCACUGGGUCAUACCAUCCACAUUUUGGUGAUCUUAUCAUUAGACGGUUCCAUAGAGUUAUAGCUCUCUGCACUAGCGGUGCAAUUCGCUGUGGUGGUUUGAUUUCUGUCAUUACCCACUCCCUCGUGCCGCAAUCUCCUCCAAAGUACACCUUCUUUACAGGUGAUUAUUUUUGUCUGACCCUGCAGAACUUUCGGGCCAUGCACAUGCUUCGUAAUGCCCCUAGUGGGUUUGUUUGGAUGCGGGGUCGCUCCACGUAUUUCAAGGUCACUAGACCUGAUGCCAUCGCUCUCCCUGGCCCUAUUAGCGAGACUGUGUGGGUGCUUCCUUCGAAUAUCCCACCACCUCCUUGCCUACGUAGGGCACAACAGGCCCAACGCCCACAGUCUGAUCGACCAUCUUCAUCCACUCAACACCUAGAUUACACAGACGCCACACCCAUAUCCUUUAGCCCGCUUGAUCCUAUGCAGACUGACUUUCACGAUCAGCCCCCACCCACCCAGCCAUCUCACCUUCACCCCGACUCUCCCUUCACCUACCAGCAUUAUCUUGACCUCCGUCAGGAUAUUGCAUCCCUUCAGCAGACGAUGACUGGUCUUCGCCUUGAUUAUCAGCAAUAUAGCACUCAGGUGACCGAUUAUCGUGACGAACUCUUAGGUCUGCGCGACCAUUUCACUGACUUCCGCGACGAUUUCUUCCGUUGCUAUGCACCCCCGUCAGAGUAG